CGAUUUUGUCGCGGGGUUGCGUUGAGGAAGUCGAUGAACUUGAUCCAAGGGAAGACCAACCAGUACCUGCGGGAAGCCAUCCUGGAGAACAAUGUGGAGAAGGCGCGCAAAUACUUGACCCUCGUCAUCGGGAAGGCUGACGUGCAAGCGACGACAGAGCAAGGCGGGUUUACGAUGUUGCAUUGCGCCGUCAUUAUCGGUAACGUUCAAAUGGUGGUCAUGCUGCUUCAGUUGCAUGCAAAUAUUUGGGCCAUCACGGACGAUGGAUAUUCGGCGCUCGACCUAGCCAUCUGGAAAGGCCAUGGUCAGAUCAUCGACAUCCUGCGAACUCAAGGGGCAAUUGCUCCAAUGAAGGAACCUGAGAGCUUGAAUGGCAAGAUGGUCCUCCACCUCGGCCGCAAGGCCGUCGUCGUCGACUAUUUCCCCAGUACAGCAUUUCGAACGAAGAGCACUCGUGCAUUGCACUACCCCGCCGCCGAGAACGGCAAGACCACCGCUGAGAAUUACCUCGUGAACCUCUGGGCAGGCACCGAUUACCGAAUUAUCGGUAUUGAACUGGACUACGAGCGGCAUCGGUCGAAUGUAUUCACUCCCAUGGAUAUCAGCAUGGAUGCGGAAGAGUGCCAUGUUCUCACCGACCAGCGGUCUCGCGCUGGAUCCGAGGCCAACUCGGCCCCUCGGACGCCCGUCGCUGCAUCCGUUGUACCGGGGUUUCCCAUGGACGUCGAGACGAAACUCGAAGCGGAGCUCGAAAAUGUCCUGGAAGGGCAAGCAUUCUUUGACGAGGAUGAUGACGACGACACGAGCGAAGACGACGACGACGAAAUUGAAGUCGAAGCUACUGCUGAAGUUGUGGUUCCCCCAGGUCCUCUGGGGGUUUUGCUCGACUCGGGCAUUGAGUCGUGCGCAGUCGUUCAAGGCUUUACGCCCCUCGUCUCCGGUGGUCCCGGUGCCAUCGAGGCGUCCGGAGUCGUGAAGCCCGGCAUGUACAUCAUCGGCAUCAACGAGACGAACGCGUGUCUGAUGACUCUGCAGCAAGUCAUCCAGUUGCUUGGGAAACUCGCACGAAAGGAGAAGAUCAUCCGUUUUGCCGCGUACAAACCGCCGGCGCCACCCAAGAUCAAGGUAGAGAAAGUGAACGCUCCUCGAAAGUCAUCCGCAUCCACCGCGAGUGCCCUACCCACGUCCUCGAACCUUGCCGACCUCGUGUCCGCCGUCAGAGACCGCCGGGCGUCGAUGACCGCCGCGCCGAUUUCGUUCAAAUUGCAAGACGUUCCCAUUUCAACGAUGCCGCCGCCGGCUCCGACCACUCCAAUCGUUCCGACAUCGACUGUGGGGGAAGCUGAGUGCGCGCAUUGCGGCCUCCCGUCCACCGUGCAUUGCUCGAACGACUGCCCAUACAAGUAACAUGCUCUUCCAUGGAUCACCCACCGCAUGCAUGUUCGAGACUUUUGUUGGCGAACCGAAUUCGACAUGUUGGAAUAUAAAACAUACUAGUAAAACGUAACUAGGGUGAAAAGUACGAGUUUCACCUGGGUAUGCCUAGUUUAGACGACGCCGUUGGAAAAAAUGCAUGUGUUAAAAAGA
This is a messenger RNA of Aphanomyces invadans, 1587 nucleotides long. RefSeq lists its product as hypothetical. Lineage: Eukaryota; Oomycota; Saprolegniomycetes; Saprolegniales; Verrucalvaceae. The record is from RefSeq and is a predicted model, not a curated record. The transcript has 5 exons. Gene Ontology annotation, molecular function: protein binding. Bases 34 to 1407 code for a protein of 457 amino acids.